CGCAGUAUUUGACUUUCUCCCCUCAGACGGCGCACAUAAACAAAGCCGCGUUACAACUCCGAAAAGCACCCAGCAGCACUGACAAUCAGUUGCCAGGAGCGGACGUAGAGUUUCAGCGCCUAUUUAUUUAUUUUUUAUUGAUUCUAUUUUUCUAAAAAGAACAAACUUCCUUGUGUUCCUCAGAAAGAAAAUAGGACGAUCGCGAAACUUAUUUUACCUCCGAUGACUUCGUGCCUCCUCAGAACAUUUUAAAGCCUUUUUUCCCCUCUUGAUUAUUACUACUCUUUGUGAUUAUUCUGGAUGGAAAAGGGGAUACUUCGUGUGAGGUUGUAACCACAUGUAAAGACGGAACCGCUACAGCAAACCAGCACAGGUUCGGAAGAGCGCGCCCAGCCGAGCUCGGAACCCCGGCGAUCGGAUCCCCCCUGUGCCACGUCCGCCGAGUUCUCCCCGUUCCAGGAUCUCUAUCCCGGCAGCAGCCACGAUACCUCUAAACUCCGGACACCCAGCACCAUUCAGCGCGAAGCCCUUUCACCAGAUCUAUGGCAUUCUGACAAUGAACAGGCGCGCUCAGUUAUUGGAACAGCUGCAGUUUGUCCAGUUGAAAUGCACAUCUCGAGACAUGCCCUGUGUGCAGGCUCAGUACGGGCCGGCCCCUCCAGGCUCCGCUUACUCCGGCCAGUCCUUUAGCUACCAGGGUGACAGCUACAGCUCCGACCUUAUGACCCACGACUACACCAAGUUGGACCUGGGCGGGGGUGAGAUCUCUGCUGCCGCAACCACCUCCCUCCCGAGCUUCAACGUUUUUGUGGAGGGCAGCUACGAGCCCAAGUCCUCCUGCCUCUACCAGAUGCCCCACCACAGGCCCACCAUUAAAAAGGAGGAGGAGAGCUACCCAACUGCCCCGCCUCUGGAGCCCAUAUCCUCCACUACCAUGUACUUUAAACAGUCCCCUCCGUCCACUCCCACCACCCCGUCCAUGACGCAGCAGCCUGGCACCUCCUUCAUGUGGGAUGAACACUCUUUGGCCUCUCAGUCUCACCCUCACUCCAUGGGCUCUGGCCUCGAGACAGGGCCCCUGAAGUCCCCCCGCUUUUCACACUUUUACCAGCACUCACCACCCCACAGUGGAGGCAGUGUCGGUGGCUACGAGAGCCUUGGAGGGGGGCUGGUGCGCACCUCUUCCUCUUCCUCCUCCUCUUCUUCAUCAGUGUCCCACCCCCACGGCCAGCACCUGGAGCAGCCCAUGUACCAGCUGCACCGUGGGGCUGGGGGCAGCAGCCUCGCCUUCCGCUCCCUGGCUCUGGGACCUUGUGGCCCCCUGCUUGGGGACAGCCUGCCUUCACCUCCUCCUCGUGGCCCACAGGGAGAGGGGACCUGUGCGGUGUGUGGGGACAACGCAGCAUGCCAGCACUACGGCGUACGCACCUGCGAGGGCUGUAAGGGCUUCUUCAAGCGCACUGUGCAGAAAAACGCCAAGUAUGUGUGUCUGGCCAGCAAGAACUGUCCUGUGGACAAGAGGAGACGCAACCGCUGCCAGUACUGUCGCUUUCAGAAGUGCCUAAGUGUGGGCAUGGUGAAGGAAGUGGUCCGUACUGACAGCUUAAAGGGGCGCCGAGGCCGCCUGCCCUCCAAACCAAAGAGCCCCCUGCAGUCAGAGGCGUCUCCCCCAUCUCCCCCUCUCAGCCUGCUCUCUGCUCUGCUCAGGGCUUACUCCCACUGCACACCACAAGAUCUUGACUACAGCCAGUUCAGCGCCGCCGAUCCUCCGUCCUCCACCUCAGACGCAGAGCACAUCCAGCUCUUCUACAGGCUGCUCACAAUCUCGAUGGAGACCACCAGAUGCUGGGCUGAGCGGCUGCCGGGCUUUGCUGAGCUCCAGCGUGACGAUCAGAACCUGCUCAUAGAUUCAGCCUUCUUGGAGCUGUUUGUCCUGAGACUUGCAUACAGAUCUACGCUGUCAGAGGACAAGCUGGUGUUCUGUAACGGCUCAGUGCUGCACAGGUUCCAGUGCCUUCGUGGGUUUGGAGAGUGGCUGGACUCCAUCCGUGAUUUCUCAACCCACCUCCAGACCCUUAACCUUGAUGCUUCUGCCUUCGCCUGCCUAUCUGCCCUGGUACUGCUAACAGAUCAAGUCCCAGGUCUGAAGGAGUCGAAGCGUGUGGAGGAGCUGCAGAAUAAAGUCAUCUGCUGUCUCAGAGACCACCUGGGCUGCGGACCCUCUUCUUCCUCCAACAAAGCCAUCCCUCCCCUGAGCCGUGUGCUGGGUUUGAGGGCGGAGCUCCGCUCUCAGAGGACCCAGGGCCUGCAGCGGAUCUUCUACCUGAAGCUGGAAGACCUCGUGCCGCCCCCACCAUCGAUCGACAGAUUCCUGGACACCCUACCCUACUGAUGACUCGGGCUGACCGCAUAGAAAGAAACCCAUGUCAACGUCCUGUUCAGGCCUUUUAACCCCCCACCUCCCCAAAGGAGGAGAGAGAUAGAGAGAGAGAAAGAGACUCUCCCUUCUGACUGAUGGCGAGCGGAGAGAGCAAAUCGAAAGCAUCUCGUCCGUUUGGUGGGGGGCUACCAAACGGACAACCAACAAAAACGCUUUUCACCUGUAAAAAAGACAAUAACUCAAAAAUGCUUUGCAACCUUUUAUUUGAUCCUCCACACUUUCUUGUCGGGGAGGAUGAUGAAGUUGAGUUGGACAGCAGAAUGACUUGUUCCUGUCCUUUCUCCAUCUGGGUGGCAGCUCACUUUUGCAAAAACAAAAAGAGAGAAGGGUUUAUGGGUACUGUGUUGAUCUAUGUUUUGCCCUCGCUCUUUCUGUCCAAGGACUUCUUCUUUUUAUGAAAAGGUCAAGUCUCAGUGGGACAGAAAGUUUGCUGAGUUACUGAUGUGACAGUGAGACUCAAGUUAGCUUCUGUUGAUAAGAAGAAGGGGGGUGUUUUCAUACUGUAGUGUAGAGAAAUGUCAGAGGUCAGACAGAAAGGCAGAAACACGUAAAACUAUUUCAUUAACACGUGGAAGUGGCUAUCAAGGCGGCCUCUUAAUUACAAAGUGCAAUUUCACCACAAAAAGGAAGACACGGAGGAGGGAAGGUCUAAUUUCAAACUCUAAAUUAUUUUAAUACAAAGACUUUGUCCUGUGCUGUCUCCGUGUGACUUUUCACACAGCGGAGGAGAAACUGUGCACUAAACUAUCCAAGAUUGAGUCACCCAGACUUGAACUCCCUCUUCUGUCGUUUUUGGUUUUCCUAUUUUUGAAUAGUAUCGCAUUUUAAAAUCACAGGUUGGGGUAGAACUGUGGUCACAUAUUGGCUUUUAAAGCACUUACAGAGAAGGGCUACAAGCUCCGACACAUGCCAUGCCCGUACGGGCCGGAGGGCAUUCGACAGAUCGAGAAGGGAGGAAGGAGAGAGGAGUUGAAGGGGGUCAGGGGGGGGUUAAACAUUCCAUGUUCGUGCUCUUUUUUUUUUUUUUUUUUUUGCAUUUCUAUCAUGGAUACUGCACAGGAGUCCCUAAGCCUAAGAGAGGUCAGGAACGUGGUGGAAGUUGUCGAGAGCUGCCAUCACAAGAAAAAAAAAAACGGCUCCAGCUGUGUUUGCUGCACGGGGAUCUCCCCAGGCCUCCACCACCCACUCACACCAUCACGGCAGCAGUUUAAAAAUGAACGAAGCAAAUUAUAGAUAUAUAAAUAUAAUAUAAAUAUAUAUAUAUAUAAAAACUAAUAUUUUGAAGUGUUUUUAGCUUUUUCAAAUAUUGUGGUACAACUUGUGCAUUUUCUUUUUUUCUUUUUUUAAAAGAAGAAGAAAAAUUAAAAAGAUAAAGACUUGCUGUUUUUUCAAUGUACUUCUUUGGUUUGAGUUUCCUGUUUGAUAUAUAUAUAUAUAUAUAUAUAUUUUUUUUUUUUUUUCCCCUCUUUUGUUCACUGGAUUUUCUGUUCAGCACUUUGAAAUCAUAAACUAGUUCUGAUUAUUCUGACCUGCUGCAUCCUGUGUUUUGAUUCUUUGUUGUUAACUUCUCAUCAUAUACAAAAACAUUUGCGUUUCAAGGCAAACUUUUCAUUUUGUGAAGAUUUUCACAUCAUAGACCAUCACAAACUAAUGCAUAAAUGUGCUCAUGAAGGAAAAGGAUACAUGGUUUCCUAAAUUUUGUACUAAUAAAAAUAUAAUAUUUGUA
Molecule: messenger RNA, 4166 nt
Organism: Girardinichthys multiradiatus
Lineage: Eukaryota; Metazoa; Chordata; Actinopteri; Cyprinodontiformes; Goodeidae
Gene: nr4a3
Product: nuclear receptor subfamily 4, group A, member 3
Exons: 9
Coding region: 557-2392 (611 amino acids)
Biological process (GO): cellular response to corticotropin-releasing hormone stimulus; regulation of transcription by RNA polymerase II
Cellular component (GO): transcription regulator complex; nucleus
Molecular function (GO): nuclear glucocorticoid receptor binding; nuclear receptor activity; zinc ion binding
Source: RefSeq, a predicted model, not a curated record